Messenger RNA from Carassius gibelio (silver crucian carp), 1355 nucleotides. RefSeq names its product zinc finger protein 239-like. Gene Ontology annotation, molecular function: RNA polymerase II cis-regulatory region sequence-specific DNA binding; DNA-binding transcription factor activity, RNA polymerase II-specific. Bases 206 to 1108 code for a protein of 300 amino acids. The transcript has 2 exons. Gene Ontology annotation, biological process: regulation of transcription by RNA polymerase II; central nervous system development. Lineage: Eukaryota; Metazoa; Chordata; Actinopteri; Cypriniformes; Cyprinidae. Gene Ontology annotation, cellular component: nucleus. The record is from RefSeq and is a predicted model, not a curated record.
AUUUACACAAAAAAUAAAACUAUACUAAGGUCAGAGGUUUGUACUGGAUUUGUUUCAGUGUUGUGUAGAUGAUGACUGUGAUUGACACGACCAAUGAAAUCUUCAGAAUCUGUGGUGGGCGGAGUUUGUGCUUGGGUUAAAAAGGUGAGGGUUGUUCACUUGAUCCUACAGGACUGGAGCAGAAGCUGAAGAGGAGGUUGAUGAAAUGAGUGAUCCAGAACCAUCCAGAAUAAAACAUGAAGAUACUGAGGAACAAACAGUCUGGAUGGAACAGCAAACACAUGAGGUGAAUGAAGUGGAGGAGGAACAUUGUAAAGUCAAAACUUCAAGAAAAAAAGACAAAAAGCUGCACACCUGCUCACAGUGUGGAAAGAGUUUUGUAAGCAAAGGAAACGUUAAGACGCACAUGAGGAUCCACACUGGAGAGAAACCAUACACCUGCCCUCAGUGUGGAAAGAGUUUUACUGCAGUAUCAAGUCUCAGUUAUCAUCUGGGUAUUCACUCUGGAGAAAAGCCUUUUACCUGUGAUCAGUGUGGUAAAAAGUUCAUUUCAUCACCAAGUCUAAAAGCACACCAGAAAGUUCAUUCAGAAGAGAAGCCUCAUGUGUGUUCUUACUGUGGAAAGAGUUUUUCACUGCUGUCCAGUUAUAAACAGCACCAGAAAACACAUAAUGGAGUGAGAGAACACAUGUGUUUUGAGUGUGGAAAGAGCUUUCCUGCAGACUUACAUCUGAAACGGCAUCAAAGGAUUCACACUGGAGAGAAACCUCACAAGUGUUCAUAUUGUGACAAGAGUUUCACUGAUUCUGGAAGCCUGAUAGUACAUGAGCGAAUUCACACUGGAGAGAAACCUCACAAGUGUUCAUAUUGUGACAAGCGUUUCACUGUUUCUGGAAGCCUGAAAGUACAUGAGCGAAUACACACUGGAGAGAAACCUUACAAGUGUUCAUAUUGUGACAAGAGUUUCAAUGAUUCUGGAAGCCUGAAAGUACAUGAGCGAGUUCACACUGGAGAGAAACCGUACCUCUGUACUCAGUGUGGAAAGAGAUUCACACAGUCAGCGACUCUUGUGACUCAUAUUAAAAAGCAUUGUUCUGUGUCCGAGUGAGCAAAUAUUUUUUACAGAAUCAGUAUUUCAAGUCAACAAUGUGAAUUUCAGAUUCAGUAAAUCUUAGAUUAGCACAAAUUAUUAGCUUUGCUGUGAACAAGAUUUGUGGAGAUAUUUUUGCAGAACAGCAAAAGUAUUUAGUCAUUUUAGCCUUUCAUGGUUUUUUUUAUAUUACUACAUUAUUAUAUGCAACAUAAAAUUUGUGUAGGUUUUGUAUAAUGAUGCAAAUAAAUUUACAGUCCACUGA